Messenger RNA from Arabidopsis lyrata subsp. lyrata, 2376 nucleotides. RefSeq names its product loricrin. The record is from RefSeq and is a predicted model, not a curated record. Lineage: Eukaryota; Viridiplantae; Streptophyta; Magnoliopsida; Brassicales; Brassicaceae. Bases 89 to 2104 code for a protein of 671 amino acids. The transcript has 2 exons.
UCAAAAACCCAAAAAAAUAUAUAGAUAAAUUUAAAAAACUAAACAAAAAAAAAUCCUUCAAUUUUUUUUUACAUAUCUGACAAAAAAAAUGGCUAAAUUUCCUAUAGCGGUAUGUCUAAUGUUAAUACUAGUAGCAUCAAGUACCAUAUAUGAAGCACAAGCUGGGUUCUUAUUAAGGCAUUACAUGAAGAAAUUUCCUCAAAAUUCCCAAGAUUUUGAGCCUUUUGCUUACAAGGGUAUGCUUAGUUUUGUGGACAACCUUGAAAGUAUGGCUCCAGGAAAAGGAGAGUACAAGGAUUUCUUCUCAAAGCUGAAAGCUUUCAUGGGCUUCAUAAACACGGCAAAAGGGUCUUCUUCAGACUUCCAGUCUCAGAUGAAACAACAAUCUGAGGGCCUCUUCAAGGCUAUCUCUGCAUUGGGUAUCAAAGGAGGAUCAUCAGCUGAUACAAGCAAACUGAUCGAGAGUUUGAUGUCAAUGGGAAAAACUUUUGCUGAAUUUAAGAGGAGUGGUGCAACAACGAUGACAAGCGAACAAAGAAGAGAGCUGGUCACAUCUAUGGCAAAAUGGGCACAAGUGAUUGGUCAGUUUGUGAAAAAAGUUGGCGACCAGACUGGUGACGGCAAAAAUAUUGAUCUUUCAUCACUUCUUGGAGGUGGAAGCUCUGGCUUUGGUAGCGGUGGUGAUAGCGGAAGUCCAAGCUCUGACAGUGGUUCCCCCUCUGCCGAUACUGGGAGUCCUACCGACGGUGGAAGCUAUGGAGAUAGCACAGGUGAUACUGGAAGCUCGGCAAGUAGCCCCUCCUAUCCAAGUGAUGGUGGCAGUGGAAGCACUGCUGGUGGCCCUAGUGGAAGUACAACUGAUGAUGGCAGUUCCGCCGGAGGAGAAAGUUCAAUGGGUGGUGAUUCCUCUUCUGCUGUAGGUGGAGCAGCUGGGGAGACUGCAAGUGCAACUGAUGCCGAUAGUGGAGGUGCUGCUGGUGGUGAAGCUGCUAGUGGUGGAGCUUCUGGUGGCUCGGCUGAAACCGGUGCUGAAAGCGCAAGUGGUGGAGAUGCUUCUGGUGGCUCAGCUGAAACUGGUGGUGAAAGCGCUGGUGGUGGAGCUGCAUCUGGUGGCGCAGCUGAAACCGGUGGUGAAAGUGGUGGAGCUACUACCGGUGGUUCGGCUGAAACCGGUGCUGAAAGUGGUGGAGCUGCUUCCGGUGGCUCAGCUGAAACCGGUGAUGAAAGUGGUGGAGCUGCUUCCGGUGGCUCGGCUGAAGCCGGUGCUGAAAGUGGUGGAGCUACUUCCGGUGGUUCGGCUGAAACCGGUGCUGAAAGUGGUGGAGCUGCUUCCGGUGGCUCGGCUGAAACCGGCGGUGAAAAUGCUAGUGGUGGAGCAGCUUCCGGUGGCUCGGCUGAAACCGGUGCUGAAAGUGGUGGAGCUGCUUCCGGUGGUGCUAGUGGUGGAGCGGCUUCUGGUGGCUCGGCUGAAACCGGUGCUGAAAGUGGUGGAGCUGCUUCCGGUGGUGCUAGUGGUGGUGCUGCAUCCGGUGGUUCGGCUGAAACCGGUGCUGAAAGUGGUGGAGCUGCUUCCGGUGGUGCUAGUGGUGGAGCCGCAUCCGGUGGCUCGGCUGAAACCGGUGGUGAAAGCGCUAGUGGUGGAGCUACUUCCGGUGGCUCGGCUGAAACCGGCGGUGAAAGUGCUAGUGGCGGAGCUGCUUCUGGUGGCUCGACUGAAACCGGUGGUGGAGCUGCUGCUGGUGGCGCGAGUGAAACUACAAGUGAAAGCGCUAGUGGUGGGAGCGCUGCUGCCGGUGGCGCGAGUGGAACUGCAACUGAAACCUCUAACAGCCAAGGAAGUUCAAUGGCUAGUGGAGGAACCUACACAGAUUCUACAGGUGGAAGUCCAGCCGGUAGCCCUUCUGCCGGUGGCCCAAGUGGAAGUGCAACUGAAAGCUCGAUGGAAGGUGGAGCCUCCGGAGGCCAAUCUAUGGGAGGACAAGCCGGCAGUGUUAGCUAUCAAUCUGCCAACUAUCAAAAGACGCACUCAAAAUCCGCAGGCAAAAGCUCUUUCAGCCAUUCCUCGGAAGAGAAAAGCUCUGGCAGCGCCAAUGCGGACUCGUAGAUUUAGACCCAGAGGUCAAAAACGUAUUUAAUAUUAUUAUGUCAAUAAAGAGAUGGCCCUGCUUAGUUACAGCAGCGAGCUGUAGAAUGUUUUGCUUUAAGAUUAUUAAUUACAUACACUUUAUACUAUAGAAUUAUAGACAUGCGUACAAUGCAUGGAUAUAAAAUUAACUCUUUUUUUUUUUUUUCUUUUGUAAGAAUAUGAAUACAUGAAAUUUUGGAUAUAUACAUUUACGUUUAAUUUAAAAAAUAUGAAUGUAAGUGGUUUUUGUA